AUGGCCAAAAAACCGAAGAAACACUCCUCCAAGCUCACGUCGCCAAAAUUCAACCUGGAUGACAUCGGCACAUUCACGAGGAGACUCCGUGACCGUCUCGACGAUCCGAACAUCACCGAGUACGCAGGAAUAGGUGAACAGGUCAAGGCUCUGGGCACGGUAAUGUCCAAGUGCUCCCAAGCCGACGCUCUUCUCUAUACUACAGAUAUGCUCAAGUGCUGUACUAUCGAGACGCUUAUCGAUCUUCUCAUGUCCGCGCACCCGAAGCAGGGGGAAAUCGACUACCAUUGGGUAAUAUAUGCCGUGGUUAUGACUUUGGUCACCUUGAAAGGCAUCUCGGAUCUCUGGUCCGAGAGACAUUGGGAAAUCAUUGACGGAGAAUCGUUCUACUUUAGUUUUGGAAUGCUUUGCCUCGAAAUGGCGAACUCGGCCUUGUUCAAUAAAUCUUCCAGCUUUAACAAGAGUCUCGAUGCAUACACGAUGAAGCUUUUGGCCUAUUACUGGAAGCGCGCAGAGAAUCCACAUCCGAUAGGCUGGCUGGAGAAGGCUAUUCAUAUAGCCACUAUUCAGGUUGUUCCAGCGACUACGGGGGAGGGCCCCAGAUUCGCCAAAAAGCAACAGUUCUUGGAGACUCUAUGGGAACAAUUUGCGGAUGAAAGCGACCCUCCAUCGGAACUGCUUAAGCUUCUCGUGAAGCGGCUGCGGUCGGACCCGAACGAUCGACAUGCGCCAACCACCGGUGGAUACAUCCUUGUUUGCCUCGCUCCACUUGAUUGCGAACCUGACAUGGAGCACCAAGAACGAUUUAUGGAGAAGCUAGUUCACUCAUCUCACUUCUGGGAUCGCUAUACGACGGCCAUGAUUCGUGAAUUCCACGCUGACAAGAAUAUCGCAGGGGUUCAGCUAACUCCCAUUGCCUAUCUUCUUCGUGCCGUGAAUGAGAUACAAUCACUCCAACAACCCCUUGUCCUCAACCUCGUGGAGUCCUCCUUUUUUGAUUAUCUGGACGAGAUUGCCGGCCAAGAUUUGAACCGAAAUGGAGAGGGCUGGAAAUGUCUGCAUGACAUUUUGUUUUUCAUUCUCUCUGCUCUUGAGCACGCGGACGCGAAAUUGCUCGAGGGUGUCGCUGGCGAAAUGCCACGAACUCGUCUACUCCAUUUCUUUGCCGCUUCCGCAGACUAUGAUCCACGCCGCAGGGUUGAUCGCACAGAACUUUGGCAUCUGUGGCAGUUCCAAUGCUGGGUACCGCUGCUCAAGAUAUACGCUUUGGUUAUGACUCCGGAUCAAUGUUACCGACGUGGGUGCAAGAAUGAAGGUAUCCUUAGAUGCACGCGUUGCAAGACGAAAUACUGCUCGCGCGAGUGUCAGGUUGAUGAUUGGUCCGAGCACAAGUUGAUUUGCGAGCACGUGCCAAAGAUUCAAAAGAUGGAGGAAUCUCUCGAAUUAUAUUCCUCGCUCGGACACUCACCACAUCACGCCCUUUUGGCUCUCUUGUCUCCGCUUUUCAAGUUUGUACCCAAAGAGGCAGAUUUCUUGUAG
Serendipita indica DSM 11827 is the source of this 1539-nucleotide messenger RNA. Lineage: Eukaryota; Fungi; Basidiomycota; Agaricomycetes; Sebacinales; Serendipitaceae. The record is from the annotation of a GenBank genome assembly.